This is a messenger RNA of Fusarium coffeatum, 903 nucleotides long. RefSeq lists its product as uncharacterized. Lineage: Eukaryota; Fungi; Ascomycota; Sordariomycetes; Hypocreales; Nectriaceae. Gene Ontology annotation, molecular function: methyltransferase activity. The transcript has 8 exons. The record is from RefSeq and is a predicted model, not a curated record. The coding region runs from base 1 to 903 and encodes 300 amino acids.
AUGGACCCCAUUGAGUUUGACCCUCUUGUAGUCGGUAAUGUAGACGAUGACAAUGAUUCCAUCGUCAGUAGUGAGUAUUGGGCACCUACAGACGAGCAUUUCCAGGAAGGACAAAACUUACUGCACCACGCUACUCUUCUUCUUCUAGGCAAUAGACUGCACCUGUCACCCAUUGGAGAGAAACCUCGGAAAAUCCUCGACAUCGGUACUGGCACUGGGAUAUGGGCUAUCGAUAUGGCUGAUGAGUAUUCUUCUGCCAAAGUAAUUGGCACUGAUAUCUUGGCUGUUCAACCCACCUUCGUACCACCAAACUGUAUCUUCCAGAUCAACGAUGCCCAACUCGACUGGACUUUUGAACCGGAUUCUUUCGACUUUAUCCAUCUCCGAUAUCUCUACGGUGCCAUCGAUGACUGGAGAAAGCUUUUUCGUCACGCCUACACCCACGUGCUACCAGGGGGCUGGGUCGAGAGCCUCGAUAUCGACAUCGAAACACGCAGCGAGAACCCCAAGGUACAAAACGACACAAAUCACAUCUUUUAUAAAUGGUACCAACUAUUCUUCGAAUGCUGGCGUAAGACUGGUCGAACAUUUGAGAUCGCGCGCGAUGGACGUCAGGAAGAAUACAUGCGAGAAGCAGGUUUUGCUGAUCUGGUAUCUAAAUCGUGGAAAGUGCCCAUUGGAGGUUGGCCACAGGAUGAAAAGCUGAAGCAAAUUGGGUUCUAUAACGGUGCUUUCAUUGAUCAAUCGCUUGAUGGCUUUGCUAUCUUUCCGGUUGGUGAGAUAUUGGGGUGGUCGGUUGAUGAAGUUACGGCUCUGGUUGCUCAGAUGAGAAAGGCAUUGAGAGAACCUAGAGCGAUGCCUUAUUUUAUUGUGCAUAUGGUCUGUGGUCGAAAGCCAUCGUAA